Molecule: messenger RNA, 336 nt
Organism: Phanerochaete carnosa HHB-10118-sp
Lineage: Eukaryota; Fungi; Basidiomycota; Agaricomycetes; Polyporales; Phanerochaetaceae
Exons: 4
Source: RefSeq, a predicted model, not a curated record
CCCGUUCCUGGACAAAAUCUAACGGUAAAGGUUGUUGGUCAGGUGGAUGAGGUUGUAGAAGAGGGCGCGUAUGCAGACGUGAUUGUGAAAGUUGGUUCCAUCAAGGUGAUCGAGAAGGAAUUCGACCUUUGUGAGGAGGCUCGCAAGGCUGAGGUCAACAUUUCAUGCCCUGCGGACAAAGGAGAGCACAACGUCGUCCACACUGUUACUCUUCCUAAGCCAAUUCCGAAAGUGAAAUUCUUCGUUAACAUCCACGGCUACACUGUAGAAGACGACCCCUUGAUGUGCCUCGAUCUCUGGAUUGAUUUCAGGACUCCCAAGGGCAAGCUGUGGUAA